AUGGUCAACGCCACCGAAGAGCCCAAGGACACGGCCCAGUCCCACUCUGCUCCCGCCACUGACGACGCCCCCCCUCCCGAGGAUGGCGGCCUCGACCUCUCUCUCCUGAAGAAAAAGAAGAAGAAGAAGGCGGCUGAGGGUGCCGAGGGCGCCGAGGACGGCGCCGCUCCCGUCGAUGACGGCGGCCUCGACCUGACCAUGAAGAAGAAAAAGAAGAAGAAGGCCAAGGACGCCGGCGAGGAUGACGACUUCACGGCGAAGCUCAAGCAGCUCGAGGUCAAGGAUGCCGACGAUGGCGCAGAUCCCGAGGUCGAGGAGCAGGGCGACAUGGACUCUGGCACCGGCAUCUGGGCUCACGACGAGACAAAGGCCAUCGGCUACAGCCUCCUGCUCCAGCGCUUCUUCAGCCAGCUGUCGCAGAAGAACCCCGACCAUGCCCUCAGUGGUACAAGGAGCUACAAGAUCCCGCCGCCGCAGUGCAUGCGCGAAGGCAACCGGAAGACCGUAUUUGCCAACAUUGCCGACAUUUGCAAGCGCAUGAAGCGUACAGACGAGCACGUUACGGCUUACCUGUUUGCCGAGCUGGGAACAAACGGCUCCGUUGACGGAAGUAGGAGACUAGUCAUCAAGGGUCGGUUCCAGCAAAAACAGAUUGAAAAUGUCGUCAGGAAAUACAUCAUCGAAUACGUGACGUGCAAGACGUGCAAGUCGCCCGAUACCGAGCUCAGCAAGGGCGAGAACCGACUAUACUUCAUCACUUGCAACAACUGCGGAUCCCGACGCAGUGUCACGGCCAUCAAGACGGGUUUCUCCGCCCAGGUUGGCAAGAGAAGAAAGAUGAAGGUCUAG
Messenger RNA from Hirsutella rhossiliensis, 849 nucleotides. RefSeq names its product IF2B/IF5 protein. The record is from RefSeq and is a predicted model, not a curated record. Gene Ontology annotation, cellular component: eukaryotic translation initiation factor 2 complex. The transcript has 3 exons. NCBI's taxonomy places the organism in Eukaryota, Fungi, Ascomycota, Sordariomycetes, Hypocreales, Ophiocordycipitaceae. Gene Ontology annotation, molecular function: translation initiation factor activity; translation initiation factor binding; mRNA binding. Gene Ontology annotation, biological process: formation of cytoplasmic translation initiation complex; formation of translation preinitiation complex; translational initiation. The coding region runs from base 1 to 849 and encodes 282 amino acids.